ACAAAAUCCACGCGCCAGUUUCCUAACUUACGUAACUGUGACAUUAACAAUACAGUAAGAUGGAGACGAUCGUUCGUUUAAAAUUGUUGAUUGGUUGGAUAUAUUAUUCUUUCAGCAGUUGCAGUCAGUCGAAAGCUUAUUGAGCUAGGAAUUCGUACGCAUCUCACCGGGGGAUUUCUUCCGACCGUAAUUCCAACUGGUCGAGUUUCUCAUUGCGCAAAAUUAGAAAGCUGUAGUGGGUUCAAAACACCGUGCUAUCUACAUUCUGUUCCGAUAGCUAAAUUAUCUUUAUCUCAGGACUGCAUUAUCGCUAAUUGAUGCCCAUAGUUUUGCUUAUUAAAUGCUAGAUAAUCGAACCUUCAUGUUAUGUAAAGGCUAAAAUCUACGAGUUCUAAUUUUUUUAUGAUAUAUUUUCUUUAAUAAUCUUUAUCUCAAUCAUAAACACGUUGAAAAUGGCUGCAUGUGUGGUAGUAAUUUCCGAUACUAACCAAUUGCUUUACUUGAGAACUGCCGAGUGUCCUGAUCCUUUGUUCUACCACUUUAAAGCACAUUCUGCUUUGGAUGUUAUCGAAGACAAAUUAUCCAAACGUACAACUUCUGGUGGUAAUCACGAUCAACUAGAACAAUACCUGGGACUCCUAUAUCCAAUGGAGGACCACAGAAUUUAUGGUUAUGUGACUAAUACAAAGAUCAAAUUUAUCAUGAUUUUUGAGUCACAUGUUUUGUCUUCUCAAUCAACCCAAUCCAAUGUAUCAGUUCAUCAAACACAUCUUCGAGAUGUUGAUGUUCGAGCAAUGUUUCAGCGUUUGCAUACCGCUUAUAUUGCUUUGGUGUGUUCACCAUUUUAUAAGCCGGGAACACCUAUUCAACCAGAUAAAUUAUCAGCUGCAUAUCGAUUUGAUCAAUGUAUUUCUUCACUUUUAGCUACAAAUGCUAGUUCUGGUUAUUGUUCUACAUUUACUAAUCUAAUCGAUGAAAGCAAAACAUCUACUGGUGAUAGUAUAACAACAACAAAUAUAAUGUCUCCUAAAGCCUAAUAUUCAUCUGUAUAAUUUUUUACUUUACUUAAUAUAACUUGAAUUUUCUA
Messenger RNA from Schistosoma guineensis, 1087 nucleotides. Lineage: Eukaryota; Metazoa; Platyhelminthes; Trematoda; Strigeidida; Schistosomatidae. The record is from the annotation of a GenBank genome assembly.